AUCUCUAGUUAUAACUAAAAAAAAAGAGUAUACAUUGCGACAUUGGAAUCAUGUUUAUGUGUACGACAUAAUUAGAUGUCGCUCAGAGGCAAAAUGAGUUUUUCAGAACUCGGCCAGUAUCAAAGUUCACUUUUUGUAAAUGUAACAUAAAAUCAAUUGUCAUAACGAAUAAUAAUUGUUAUAACGAUUGAGCCAUUGAUACCGUUAACAAUAUAGUGAUAGAGAAAUGAGUGGUUACGAUAGUGCAUUAUCUAUUUUCUCACCAGAUGGACAUGUGUUCCAGGUUGAAUAUGCUUCAGAAGCAGUUAAAAGAGGUACCUGCGCAGUAGGAGUAAAAGGGAAAGAAUGUGUUGUAUUGGGAUGUGAAAAGAGAACUACACUUAAAUUACAAGAUCCACGUAUUACUCCAUCUAAAAUUUGUAAAAUUGAUAAUCAUGCGUUAUUAGUAUUUGCUGGUUUAAAUGCUGAUGCUAGAAUUUUAGUUGAUAAAGCUAGAGUAGAAGCUCAAUCUCAUAGAUUAACAUUGGAAGAUGCAGUUUCCAUUGAAUAUUUAACAAAAUAUGUUGCUGGUGUGCAACAAAAGUAUACACAAUCUGGAGGUGUUAGACCGUUCGGUAUAGCCACAAUUAUAGCAGGUUUUGAUAGUAAUGACACAGUACCAAAAUUAUAUCAAACAGAACCUUCAGGAGUUUAUAAUGCUUGGAAAGCUCAUGCUAUUGGGAAAUCAUCUAAAACAGUAAGAGAAUUCUUAGAAAAGCAUUAUGAAGAAGAUUUAGAUGAUGAUAAAAGUGUUAAAUUAACUAUAAAAUCAUUAUUAGAAGUCGUACAAACUGGAGCUAAGAAUAUUGAAGUUUCUGUUUUAAAAGCUGGAAAUAUCAUUAAACAAUUAGACGUUGAUGAAAUUAAGAAAUAUGUGGAUGAAAUAGAAGCAGAAAAGGAAGCAGAAGCUGAAAAGAAGAAGAAAUCGAAAGAUUAGAUAAAUGUGUAGAUUACGUUUAAUGCAUUAUAAAGAAAUAAACGAACUGAAAUAAUAAUAAUAAUAAUAAUAAUAAUAAUAAUAAUAAUA
Molecule: messenger RNA, 1066 nt
Organism: Scheffersomyces amazonensis
Lineage: Eukaryota; Fungi; Ascomycota; Pichiomycetes; Serinales; Debaryomycetaceae
Gene: PRE6
Product: proteasome core particle subunit alpha 4
Exons: 3
Coding region: 227-976 (249 amino acids)
Biological process (GO): proteasomal protein catabolic process; ubiquitin-dependent protein catabolic process
Cellular component (GO): proteasome core complex, alpha-subunit complex; nucleus; proteasome core complex
Source: RefSeq, a predicted model, not a curated record